GUAGGCGAAGGUCAUCAUUGACAUUUGUAAAAGCUGAAGGCUAGGAGAUUUUACAAGGCAACAUCUAACCGUUGUUAUUACCUUUAUAUAACAAAUAUCCACAUACACAUCAACCAUGAAUGGAUCAGGAGUGAUAAACUUCUCAGCUGGACCAUCCAAGCUUCCGGAAAAGGUCAUGGAGAAGGCGAAUAGCGAACUGCUCAACUACCGCGGCACAGGUCACAGCGUGCUCGAGAUGAGCCACCGAUCCGCAGAGUUCUCGCAGAUCAUACACGAGGCGGAGAGCACGCUCAGGGAGCUCGUAGGCAUCCCCGCCAACUACCACGUGCUGUUCCUGCAAGGAGGCGGUUCGGGGCAGUUCAGCGCCAUCCCUCUCAACCUCCUGCAGCCGGGAAAGACGGCCGACUACAUCGUGACCGGCACGUGGUCGGCGAAAGCCGCCAAAGAGGCCGAGAAAUACGGCAAGGUUCACAGAGUGAUCGCUGACGUCGAAAAGCACGUCGGCGUACCUUGCACGACGAAGUGGACGACGAAUCCGGACGCGGCGUACCUCCACUACUGCGACAACGAGACCAUCCACGGCAUCGAGUUUCCGUUCGUACCGGAGAGCGACGGACCGCCAAUUGUCUGUGACAUGUCGUCAAAUUUUCUGUCCAGACCAAUUGAUGUAACGAAGUUCGGUCUGAUCUAUGCCGGAGCGCAGAAAAACAUAGGCUGCGCUGGCGUAACCGUGGUGAUCGUGCGAGAUGAUCUCGUUGGACAUGCGCUGAAAGAAUGCCCGACGAUUCUCAACUACAAAGAGCAGGCUGCCUGCAACUCUCUCUACAACACUCCCCCAAGUUAUAGCAUCUACAUCAUGGGACUGGUGCUGCAGUGGGUGAAGGAGCAGGGAGGCGUGGCGGCAAUGGAGCGCAAGUCGGCCGCAAAGUCUGAACUCAUCUACGACACCAUACGCAGAUCCAAUGGCUUCUACGUAUGCCCCAUCGAGGAUAAGUUCCAGAGCCGCAUGAACAUCACGUUCAGGAUAGGAAGCGGCAAGUGCACCGACGAGUUGGAGAAGAGGUUCGUUCAGGAAGCCGGGAAGGUCGGCAUGAAGCAGUUGAAGGGACACAGGUCUAUUGGCGGCAUCCGCGUGUCCUGUUACAAUGCGAUCCAUCUCGAGGAGGUGCAAGUGCUCGUGAAUUUCAUGCAGGCUUUCCAGCGGGAGAACACGCAUCUUUUUCACGAAUGCUAAGUCGAGGAGAUAGCCGACGACCGUUGUUGACAUCAUACGCUCAUGUAUAAUAUGUGACGGGGAGUACAUAUCUGGAUGUAUUUCGUUAAACUGUGUAUGAUGAAGAAGACUUGAUGCUGGUCGGCUUCUUAAGGGGCCAUUGGUUUAGGUAAUUGAUUAUUGCUAGUAUCUAUAGUGCUGUGUGUUUGACAUCAACUGUAUCAAGAGCUAAUAAUACUCUUGUACUUCUGGCAUUAUUAGCUCUUGACUGUAUGUAAUGGGAUGUUGUAAAACUAUGUUAUGGUGAACUUGUACAGAUAAUAAGCACGUAAUUACAAUGUAUAUGUUUUCUGUAUCGAUUUAGUAGUUUUAUUGAAUAAACUUGCUAUUGCAAGAUUUUUUUAUAAACAAUA
Messenger RNA from Priapulus caudatus, 1626 nucleotides. RefSeq names its product phosphoserine aminotransferase-like. Gene Ontology annotation, biological process: L-serine biosynthetic process. The transcript has 9 exons. Gene Ontology annotation, cellular component: cytoplasm. Gene Ontology annotation, molecular function: O-phospho-L-serine:2-oxoglutarate transaminase activity; pyridoxal phosphate binding. Bases 116 to 1234 code for a protein of 372 amino acids. The record is from RefSeq and is a predicted model, not a curated record. Lineage: Eukaryota; Metazoa; Priapulida; Priapulimorpha; Priapulimorphida; Priapulidae.